This is a messenger RNA of Dreissena polymorpha, 5175 nucleotides long. RefSeq names its product MAP kinase-interacting serine/threonine-protein kinase 1-like. The transcript is spliced from 7 exons. NCBI's taxonomy places the organism in Eukaryota, Metazoa, Mollusca, Bivalvia, Myida, Dreissenidae. Gene Ontology annotation, cellular component: cytoplasm; nucleus. The coding region runs from base 217 to 1671 and encodes 484 amino acids. Gene Ontology annotation, biological process: protein autophosphorylation; peptidyl-serine phosphorylation; intracellular signal transduction. The record is from RefSeq and is a predicted model, not a curated record. Gene Ontology annotation, molecular function: calcium-dependent protein serine/threonine kinase activity; calcium/calmodulin-dependent protein kinase activity; ATP binding.
ACAAAGAACACGUCGACAGCCAAUACAUAAACAUCGGCUGACGUAUAAAACCGUUAGUGUUAGGAAAGUAGCGAACGACGAAAGAUGGGCUUGUAGAGGGUACUGGAGUUGUAAGAAAAAAGGCUUAACGGUCUUGAGUAAUCUUUGUAGAAGGGAAAAUAAGACAACAGAAGAUUUGGAAUUAUUAAUACGAUAGAAAAGGAAUAAAUAACAAAAAUGUUGGACACAAUUGUGGAACAGAAGUCAGCGUUUAAUGAUAGGUUGUCCCCACGCAGGCCUUCUACACUGCUUCUCGAUAACGGACAGGAAAUGGACAUGGAUUUUUUGGAAGUCGACCACGAAAACAACCGCAUAACUACAACUAGUACACAAAACAGGAACAGAAAAAAGAAAAAGAGGGCUGCUGACAUUCCAGUCAAAAAGUUUCAAGAUUUGUAUGAACCAACAGGAGAGAUAUUGGGCAAUGGCGCGUAUGCUGCCGUUCGAACAUACAGAAAUCUUGAAACCCAGAAGGAAUACGCAGUAAAGGAAAUUCAGAAAGACACAUGCCGGUCUCGCAGCAAGGUGUUCAAGGAGAUUGAGAUAUUCCACGUGUGCCGUGGCCAGCAGAGCAUCCUCCAGAUGCAUGAGUACUUUGAGGAGGAGGACCAUUUCUACCUCGUGUUUGAGAAGAUCCCGGGUGGGACGCUGCUUGCAAACAUCGAGCAGAGGGGGCACCUGUCAGAGCUCGAGGCCAGCCAGGUGGUCCAGUGCAUCGCUCAGGCUCUCGACUUCCUGCACAGUAAAGGUAUAGCUCACCGUGAUCUCAAACCAGAAAACAUCCUGUGCGAGCUAUGGGACGAAGUCGUACCAAUCCGUAUCUGUGAUUUUGACCUGGCAAGUGGCAUUCCAAUCAGUAGCGAUCAGGACUCUUGCAAGACCCCCGAGUUACUCACGCCAGUCGGAUCGGCCGAGUACAUGGCGCCAGAGGUGGUGGACGCGUGGGUCGGCGAGUCAUUCUCCUACGAUAAGAAGUGUGACCUAUGGAGUCUUGGAAUUAUUUUGUACAUCAUGUUGUGUGGCUACCCGCCGUUCUACGGUCAGUGUGGGUCCGAGUGUGGCUGGGAGCGCGGGGAGAUGUGCCAGGCCUGUCAGGAGAUGCUCUUCACCAGCAUCCAGGACGGCUUCUAUGAGUUCCCCGAGGCCGAGUGGAGCUGCGUGUCCGAGGAGGCAAAGGACCUGAUCCGCCGACUGUUGGUGCGUGAGCCAAGCAAGCGCUACUCCGCCGCUGACGUGCUCAGACACAAGUGGAUCGUCAGUCCACCCGACGCAACGCCGCUUGCCACUCCCAGAAUACUUACUAGGAACAAUAGCACAAAAGAUCUGGAAAACUUUGCAGACGCUGCCAUCUCCAUCAACCGCAUGAUGCAGCAGCACCUCCACAUCUCGGGGCCUCCGAAAUUCUUCAUGAGAGACGAGGUACUGGACGAAGGAUUAGAAAUCCAAAACUACGAUGACGAAGACGACGAGAAUUUCGGCGAAUUCCCCUCGUUCCGCCUCUCUCCGCCAUGCUCGAGUCUAGCUAAGCGACGUCAGCCGCUAGAGGCCAGAAUCAGCAUCGGCUCUUCGGGAUUUGACAGCGGGAGUUCGUUGCCGAAUUCGCAGUCGUCCAAUUGUGGCAUCAUGUUCUAGGCAGCUAGGGCGGGGUUGAACGUUCGGAGGAAAGUUUGGACCUUGCGGGAACAUGGUUCUGUUGUAGUCUUCAUCAGACAUUCCUCAUCACACAAUCAUCUCAUCAUCGCAUCCGAUCAAACACAGUAUGAAGGGAGGAUAAAUGUCAGAAAAAAAAUUCAAAAGACUAAAAAUUUUGUAAUUCUCGAUUCUUAGUGUCAGCGUGUUUAAAUGUACAUGUAUGUAUUUGGUUUCUUUGGCGCAAGUUUUGAUUAUUUUGUCGUUUGAGCAGUCGUUUAAGUGGAACAGUCGUUCACUGCUAGUGAUCGGAACUGAGUCUAUGUGCUAGGGGCAUGGCUUGUGCCCUGUCGCCUUGUUGAACAAAUCUGUGCUAGAAUCAAGCUGGACAAGUAACCAGUGUAUAUAGUUGACAAAACCCAACGUUUCACAAGGUGAAUCAUGCUACGACUGGCGGACAAGCGGCAAGUGUUCGUCUCUAUGAGAAAGUCUUUCAGAAAGCCUUAUAUUUUUGUGCAAGUUGAAACUUGUUCAAUGUAUGUAUCAGGUAAAACUGCAUCAUCAGCUCUGUGGGGGUCCUUCAUAUCAAUACUCAGUGAUAUUGCGCCAUUUAUUGGCUUCCAUUUGGUCUAUCAAUGACUCGGAACAUUUGCAGGUUGCUAUGUUGCAGUUUUAUCUCUCAUUCCAUGUGGACAGCCAUUGACAGUAUUCAAGUGUUCAUUACAUUGUUUGUGAGGCACAGGGCAAUUUGGCCUUACGUUUUCAUGUUUUUACCACAUUUCAUGUUUUACACGACAAGUUAGAAAUAAGUUUUUUUACUGUUUUUAUACAGAGCAUAAAACUCAUUCAUGCUUAAAAACGUUUUUUUCUUGCAGAAACAUUAGAGGUAUUCAUGCAUUUUCUUUAUACUUUUUAUUUUCUUAGACUUUGAAGAAAUGCUGCAACUUAUUUUUAUAACUCGCUUGUUAGAUGGUUUUGUAACAUCAUUAACAUUGCUUAUGUUAUAGUCAUUGGGUUUUAAAUUUGUUUUUAAGUUUUAGAUUUUUUGCAGCUUCUAUAUUUGCCAAAUUUCAUGAUCGUUAAAGUUUUAGAUUAAAUGUUGUGCGAUUCAUUUGAAAUUUUAAAGAGUGUUUAACAUAUUAAAUUAAAUAAGUAUAACCAAUUAUAAGAAUAACCUAAUGGCCAGUCUUGAUUGAAUCGUGUUUGUGUACUACAUGUGUGGUUUUGUUUCUCUUCGUUAAAUUUUAUGUGUUAUACAUGACAAAUUUAUUUCUUUAAAUCUCACUGUAGAAAAUAAGUGUAUUUAUAUUUUUUUGGUAAAUUAUUCUUUACAUUUAGAAUUCAAUGCCAAAUCCUUUAGAUUGCUUCUUAAAAUGGUAUUUAAAAAAAACUUCAAAAGGAUAUUUUUCUCUUAAAAAUUUAGACCUUUUAAGGAAAAAGAUAGUGUAAGAAUGAAUGUGUUUUGUUACUAUGUGAAUAUGCAUCACAGUGGAUUUGUUUCUGUGUAUUAUGGUUGCGUUAGCAGCGCAUAAAUGUAUGAUGAUUGUGGCUGUGAUAUGAAAACAAAAUGUGUUCUUAAAAAUCAGCUUGAAAAUGAGGAACUAUCUGUUUCUUUACUUUGUACUCUUCUUGUCAAACUGAUACAUUACGGGUGUAAACGAUCUUUGAGAUGCGGACAUCUUGUUUUGCAGUACUUUUUAAGUACAUAUUUUUCUUGUAAAAUUUCAGAAGCAUAUCAUGGCUUGCAUUCUUAUUGGAUAGAAAAUACCUGGUAUUUAAAAAAACGAUUGCCAUACAGGAAUGUGUUAAGAAGAUAUAUUCAAGAAGAUAAAACAUAUAAGAUGAUGAUAAUCCUUAAAAAUAGUUUGUUAAGAUAUUUUUCAAUUUACUUACAAUUUAUUUUAUAAGUAGAGAUAACUUUUUAAUGCCAUUUUUCUAGGCAGUCAAUGGGUAUAAAAUGAGAAUUCUUCAUCGGUGAUAUCAUGUGUUUUAUGUUUGUAUUCAUGUUAUAAUACUAGGCGUAAACAACAGGGGCACUCAUAGGAAUUUUGAUUUUUCGCUACAUUGAGACAUUUAUCAUUGAUGUAAAAAAUAAUAGUGUAAAAACAGAAAAGGUUAAAGAUAAAUAUUUUGGUAAACGGAACAAAGAUGUCAAAAAUCACACAUUUACAAAGUUCCGACUGUGCCCCUGAUUGUUUUCCUUUGAAAUCUCUGCAGCUAGAAAGUGUCUUGGAUCUCAGAACGUGCAGACAAGCGAUUCCUCCAACUUGCAUCUUUACAAAUGGUUUUAACAAAACACUUUCUUGUUAAAUGUUUGCUACUUUGAAAAAUGUUGUUGUGGCUUUUUUUAUAGAAAUGAAAAUGAUUUAAUAUGAAUAAGGUGGGUUUUUUUCCAAAGUCUAUUGCAAGUUGGUGGGAGAGAUUAUUCACUGUGAUAUGAGAACAUCAGUUUUAUGAUGCCUUUAAAGGAAUAUGUCAUAGAAAUUGAUUAGUCAGCAUAAUUUGUAUGUUUUAUGAUGUUACGACUUAAAAUUGUUAAAAACCCUGAAUUCGAUUCAUAUGACUGGUUUAAACAUUUUAUUAAUUCAGCAGAGUUUGUGAAGAAAUUGAAUUUUAGUUCAAAUUUUUACAAAAUUUUAGGGUUUUUACAAUUUUCUGUCAUUUUGCUGCAGAGUCGGACUGGUUUAAUUUUCUAGCAGUUCGUGUUUUCACAUGUUUCCUUAAUACCGGAACACAUGGGACCAAAGUUGAUAUUUCUAGAAAAUUAACCCAGUUUGGACUGUGAUAAGGGAUGGAAUUGCAUUCCACAGGGUUGUGCGUUGAAAAAUGUUAAGUGUGCAACAACUUCGAUGUUAAAAAGUGGUGGUGCAUUGCAAUUUGUAUUACUACUCAGGAUUGAAAAAUCUGCGUGCUGACACAAACGAAACGUGUCAUAAGGCUAGUGGUGUGCAUUUUUAAUUCAGACGUUAAAAAAAUAUAAAACCAAAAAACGUGCAAUAUUGUAUUUAAAAAAAUAAAUAAUCAAAUUACUGAUUGGCGGGGUUUUUGAUAUUGUUUGAUAUUGAUAUAUAAAGAUCGAAAGUGGCAAGAGUUAGGCAAGAACUUUUUCGUAUAUUUUUAUGCAAGAACAAAAAAGAAAAGAUGUGUUUUCGUUAAGUGUCAUUUCAUUGUCCAUCAUGAACGCUGUAUUAUGCAGAUUUUUGAUAGGGACUUAAAUCUACAAAAAAAAGGUUAUAAAUAGUAUAAAUAACUUCUGUACAAAUGUUUGCUUUAUAACAUUUCAAUUAGAGGUAAGUGUUAACUAAUUUUAUUGGUUUGUCCAUGUCUGGUUUUCGCCAACAAAGAGUGGAUAUUUUACCUUUUGUUGUGGAAGUUCUGUUCUAAAAUGUUUCUGUAAUGGUUUUGCAUGCAUAUCUGCUACCAUCUCAGGCUUGCUUGAAGAUAUGAUAAUAAACUUGGAGAACAGAAUUGUUAUUGAAAUUAAAAAAUAAAAGUGCCAUCAAAAUG